UUAUCAGCGCGACCUUCUUGCUGCCUGGAAGUUGAAUGGCGGCGGAUGUUUGUGGUGUGGAGGUUGUCAUCCAUAUUCUUGCUGUAUUCGGCCUCAGAGACGCCGCUUUAUUGAAGCCCCCUUUUGUUCAUAUUUUGUUUUAAAAGAGCUGAGUGGGUCACUGCGGUAAGCGAGUAAAAUUUUGGUCCGGUUGGGGGAGGCUCAGCCGUCCAUAGCAACCUCGGGAGAUGCCGGUGGCUGGAGCCUUCUGCUUGGGGUGAGGGAACCUGUUAAUUCGAUAAGCCUAGGAUUCAGCCGUCUAACCCGGAGUCACCACCCUCGGAUCUGAGUUGACACAAUGUAUGCAGUGUAUCGCCAAGCACACCCCCCGACAGGGAUUGAAUUUGCUAUCUACUGCAGCUUCUUUUCAAACUCUGAGCGAAAUCUUGUGGUAGCUGGAACAUCGCAGCUGCAGGUUUACAGGUUGAUCCAUGAUGCAGAGAGCUCUGUGAAAGGAGAUAAGUCUUCAGAGGUUAAAGGCCGGAAAGAGAAGCUGGAGCAGAUGGCAUCUUUCUCACUGUUUGGAAAUGUCAUGUCCAUAGCUAGUGUCCAGCUUGCAGGUUCUAAGCGGGAUGCACUCCUCCUCAGCUUCAAGGAUGCCAAGCUGUCUGUGGUUGAGUAUGACCCUGGAACCCAUGACCUGAAAACACUCUCACUGCAUUACUUUGAGGAACCUGAACUGAAGGAUGGUUUUGUGCAAAAUGUUCACAUUCCUUUGGUACGUGUGGACCCAGAUGGACGCUGUGCAGUGAUGCUGAUCUAUGGAACACAGCUGGUGGUUCUGCCUUUCCGAAGGGACACCUUAAGUGAUGAACAAGAUGGCGUUAUGGGGGAAGGGCAGAAAUCCAGUUUCCUUCCGAGUUAUAUCAUUGACGUUCGAGAGCUGGAUGAAAAAUUGCUGAAUGUGAUUGACAUGCAGUUUCUGUAUGGCUAUUAUGAACCCACGUUACUCAUCCUCUUUGAGCCUAACCAGACCUGGCCUGGUCGUGUAGCAGUGCGACAGGACACCUGCAGCAUUGUUGCUAUUUCCUUAAAUAUCAUGCAGAAGGUCCAUCCUGUCAUUUGGUCACUGAGCAACCUACCAUUCGACUGCACCCAGGCGCUGGCAGUACCAAAACCCAUAGGUGGUGUGGUCAUCUUUGCUGUAAACUCGUUGCUGUACCUCAACCAGAGUGUCCCACCUUAUGGAGUGUCCCUGAAUAGUCUGACAAAUGGAACAACGUCUUUCCCGCUUCGGAUUCAAGAUGGCGUGAAGAUUAUGUUGGACUGUGCUCAAGCUGCCUUUGUGUCCUAUGAUAAGAUGGUCAUUUCCUUAAAGGGAGGAGAAAUCUAUGUGUUGACCCUGAUAACAGAUGGGAUGAGAAGUGUCCGUGCAUUCCAUUUUGACAAGGCAGCAGCCAGCGUCCUCACAACCUGUAUGACUACAUUGGAACCAGGUUACCUUUUCCUUGGAUCACGUUUGGGGAACUCCCUGUUGCUUAGAUACACAGAGAAAUUGCAGGAAGCGCCAAUGGAUGUUGGAAAGGAUCGGGAGAAACAGGAUGAACCACCCAAUAAAAAGAAGCGUCUGGAUUUGUCAGCAGGUUGGAUUGCUGGUGAUGUUGCUUUACUGGAUGAGAUGGAUGAGAUUGAAGUGUAUGGAAAUGAGGCUCAAUCUGGCACUCAGCUGGCUACCUAUUCUUUUGAGGUCUGUGACAGUAUAUUGAAUAUUGGCCCCUGUGUAAAUGCCUCAAUGGGAGAACCUGCUUUCCUUUCCGAAGAGUUUCAGAAUAAUCCAGAACCUGACUUGGAGAUAGUUGUGUGUUCAGGAUAUGGAAAGAAUGGUGCCCUCUCUGUUCUACAGCGAAGUAUUCGUGCCCAAGUGGUCACAACUUUUGAACUUCCGGGAUGCCAUGAUAUGUGGACAGUAGUUGCCUCAAGAGAUGAGGUAAACACAAAGGAUCAGACUGGUGAUGGGGAAAAGAUAGAGAAGGAAUCCAAAGAGGUUGCACCAGAGGAAGAUGUCAAAAAGCAUGGCUUCUUGAUUUUAAGUCGAGAAGAUUCAACAAUGAUCCUGCAGACUGGUCAGGAAAUCAUGGAGCUGGAUGCGAGUGGCUUUGCUACACAGGGACCAACUAUUUUUGCUGGAAACAUUGGAGACAAUAAGUACAUUGUGCAAGUUUCACCUUUAGGAAUUCGUCUAUUGGAAGGCGUGAACCAGCUGCAUUUCAUCCCUGUGGAUCUGGGCUCUCCAAUCAUGCACUGUGCAGUGUGCGAUCCUUAUGUAGUGAUAAUGAGUGGCGAAGGACAGGUGACGAUGUUUGUGUUGAAGCGUGACACAUAUGGAGGAAACACCCACAGACUGACCAUGCAGAAGCCACAAAUACACAUGUUAUCAAAGGUGAUUGCCCUCUGUGCAUACCGAGAUAUCAGUGGAAUGUUUACCACAGAGAGCCGAGCCUCUGUCGUGAAGGAGGACACUAUGAAAGGGAGCCAGUCAGAAAUGGAAACCAUGAUUACUAACAUGAGUACCACAGUGGACGAUGAGGAGGAGAUGCUGUAUGGAGAGUCUGGUUCAGCACUCUUCAGCCCUCCUAAAGAGGAACCAAGCCGCAGCUCUGUGCCAAUGGCUGAAAAGGAGCCCUCUCACCUUAAAGUAGAACCUACCAACUGGUGCAUGCUAGUGAGGGAGAAUGGUGUCAUGGAGAUAUACCAGCUGCCCGACUGGCGUUUGGUCUUCCUGGUGAAGAAUUUCCCUGUGGGUCAGCGCGUCUUGGUGGAUAGCUCUUCUGGUCAACACAUGACCCAGGGAGAGAUAAAGAAGGAGGAAUUUGCCCGCCUGACGGAGAUGCCGGCUGUAAGAGAGGUCUUGCUGGUUGGGCUUGGCAAUCGACAAACGAGGCCUUUCCUUCUGGUUCAUGUGGAACAGGAGCUUUUGAUCUAUGAGGCUUUUUCAUAUGAUGCGCAACAAAGCCAGAACAACUUGAAAGUUCGGUUUAAAAAGGUACCACAUAAUAUAAACUUCAGAGAGAAGAAAGCCAAACAAUCCAAGAAAGACAAGAAGGCAGAGACUGCCACAGGAGAGGAACAAGUCAUUCCGAAAGCGAGGGCUGCUCGAUUCCGCUAUUUUGAAGAUAUUUCUGGAUACUCGGGGGUAUUUAUUUGUGGCCCAUCUCCUCAUUGGUUGCUCAUGACUUCACGAGGAGCUUUGCGCUUGCACCCUAUGACAGUUGAUGGGCCAAUUGAAUCGUUUGCACCCUUCCACAAUGUUAAUUGUCCAAAGGGCUUCCUGUACUUCAACAAACAGGGUGACCUUCGAAUCAGUGUGUUACCAACGUACUUGUCUUAUGAUGCACCAUGGCCAGUUCGAAAGAUCCCACUACGUUGUACUGCACAUUAUGUAUCUUAUCAUGUGGAAACUAAGGUGUAUGCAGUGACGACAAGUGUGACAGAGAUUUGUAAUAGGAUUCCAAAAAUGACAGGGGAAGAUAAAGAGUUUGAGAGUGUUGAUCGUGAUGACAGGUAUAUCUACCCAAUGUUGGAGAAGUUUUCCAUCCAGUUGAUCUCGCCCGUCAGCUGGGAAGCCAUUCCCAAUACUAGGAUUGACAUGGAGGACUGGGAACACGUAACCUGCAUGAAAACUGUGUCGCUCAGGAGCGAGGAGACGGUGUCAGGACUGAAGGGCUACAUUGCUGUGGGGACGUGUCUAACACAGGGUGAGGAGGUUACAUGUAGGGGCCGGAUCCUGAUACUUGAUGUCAUCGAGGUUGUGCCCGAGCCUGGCCAGCCUCUGACCAAGAACAAAUUCAAAGUGCUGUAUGAGAAGGAGCAGAAAGGCCCCGUGACUGCCCUGUGUAACUGCAAUGGUUACCUUGUCUCAGCCAUUGGACAGAAGAUUUUCCUAUGGAGCCUGAAAGACAAUGACCUGACUGGAAUGGCGUUCAUCGACACUCAGCUUUAUAUUCAUCAGAUGAUCAGCGUGAAGAAUUUCAUCAUGGCAGCAGACAUCAUGAAAAGUGUCUCCAUCCUCCGCUACCAGGAGGAGAGUAAGACUCUGUCCCUUGUUAGCAGGGAUCCCAAGCUUCUGGAAGUGUACAGCAUAGAAUUUAUGGUGGACAGCUCUCAGUUGGGAUUCCUUGUGUCUGAUCGUGAAAAGAAUCUCCUAGUGUAUAUGUAUCAGCCAGAAGCAAGGGAGAGCUAUGGGGGGACACGAUUACUGCGGAGAGCAGACUUUAAUGUGGCUGCACAUGUGAAUGCAUUCUGGCGGACACCAUGUCGUGGUAUUAUGGAUGGCUCAAAUAAGAAGAACCUGGCUUGGGAGAACAAACAUAUUACCUGGUUUGCAACACUGGAUGGUGGGAUGGGACUUCUAUUACCAAUGCAGGAAAAGACAUACCGGCGCCUUCUGAUGUUACAGAAUGCGCUCAUCACGAUGAUUCCUCACCAUGCAGGCCUUAACCCCAAAGCAUUCAGGAUGUUGCGCUGUGAUCGACGAGCUCUGCAAAAUGCAGUGCGGAACAUUCUGGAUGGGGAGCUGCUCAAUAAGUUUUUGUACCUCAGCACCAUGGAACGCAGCGAGUUGGCCAAGAAAAUCGGUACAACGCCAGAUAUGAUUUUGGAAGAUGUGCUGGAAAUUGAUCGAGUUACUGCCCAUUUCUAAGGCAGAAUGAACUAAGAACCAGGCGACCUUUAAACCCUCAUGAUGGUCAAGUUUCUUUUUUAAAACUGAACUCAACGCAGACAGUGGGUAAAACUGAGGACAUUGUGAUUGAAUACACCACUGCAACAGGCAGUUUUUAUUAAUUUUCAAUGUUUGUACAGAUUAGUUUAAUGUAUUGUCUGUUUUUCAUACUUAAAUAUUUUGUAAUGCAAAUAGGGUAAAAGAAUUUUUUAAAAAAUAUGCAGCAUUUUUUAAACUCUUUUCAUAGCCCUCUAAUUAUGGGAGCAUCUCGUAUGUGUCAGGACUAAGGAGUUCUUCUUACAAAAGCAAUGAAUUUGUUUUCCAACGCCAAAAGUACAAUAAGGUGCUUCUCUAUGUUGGAUUGAUGGCAUAACCAUAGAGAAUCGCAGGAUUACAGGGAAUUGCUUGAACCCAACCUGCUAUCCCAUUUGUGUUGUUAUGUUUAAUUGAUUGUGUUAUCUGGUUCUGCUGACUAAAAGCUGUCUAAUUAUUCA
Molecule: messenger RNA, 5193 nt
Organism: Stegostoma tigrinum
Lineage: Eukaryota; Metazoa; Chordata; Chondrichthyes; Orectolobiformes; Stegostomatidae
Gene: cpsf1
Product: cleavage and polyadenylation specific factor 1
Exons: 38
Coding region: 338-4678 (1446 amino acids)
Cellular component (GO): mRNA cleavage and polyadenylation specificity factor complex; nucleus
Molecular function (GO): nucleic acid binding; protein binding
Source: RefSeq, a predicted model, not a curated record